Messenger RNA from Cyclocybe aegerita, 1848 nucleotides. NCBI's taxonomy places the organism in Eukaryota, Fungi, Basidiomycota, Agaricomycetes, Agaricales, Hemipholiotaceae. The record is from the annotation of a GenBank genome assembly.
AUGGAUACUCUAAUAGCCAGAGCGGACGCCAUUCAGCCGCUUGCUAAGAGGCGGAAAACUUCGCGCACCCCGUUGAAAGGCGCUUCUUCUAAAGGUCCAUCAUCUAAAUCGCAAAAACCCACUACAUCAGAGAAGACGUUCAACUCUGUCGCGAAGCACACAUCCAUACCCAAAUCCUUGCAAGACAAACACGAAAUUCCCGAAGAUGCACGAUAUAAACACAUUACGAACAAGAAGCUUCGGGCGCAGCUGAAUCAACAGUCUGCCCAAGGAGCAAGGGCAAAAGCGUUUCUGCAAGAUGCGGAGAUGCUCUUGAUGGAUGAGGCGGGAGGGAUGGAGGUCGAGGGAGAAUUGGAUCGGACGUGGAGGGUUGGGCAGAGCGAGGUUGUGAAAGCGUCAGGGCAGGAGGCUGCGAAGGGAAGGAAAGAGUACAAGCUGGACGGGGGGCCGUAUCGUUCCCGGUAUACAAGAAAUGGACGGCAUCUUGCCAUUGUAGGUAGCAAGGGGCAUGUUGCGACCUUCGACUGGCAAACGGGGACGAUGCAUUCAGAACUUCAACUACAAGAAAUUUGCAGAGACAUCACGUUUCUACAAGAUCAUUCAUAUUUCGCGGUCGCGCAAAAGAAAUAUGUCUUCAUCUACGACCGCGAUGGGGUUGAGCUACAUUGUCUCAAAGCUCACAUCGAGCCCACGCGACUAGAGUUUCUGCCGUAUCAUUGGCUAUUAGCGAGUGUGGGCAAUGCAGGCUACCUAAAAUACCAAGACACGUCCACGGGCCAGCUCCUCGUCGAGCACCGCACCAAGUUCGGCUCGUGUUCUGCUAUGACCCAAAAUCUGCACAACGCCGUCAUCCAUCUCGGACACCAGAACGGCUGUGUCACACUCUGGACGCCCAAUUUGCCACAUCCGGCCGUCCAACUAUUAGCCCACCUUGGUCCCGUCGUCAGUGUAGCCGUCGAUCCGAGCCAAGGAGGGAGGUACAUAGCGACGGCGGGUCGAGAUGGCACCGUGAAAGUGUGGGAUUGUCGGAAUUGGAAAGGAGCUAUGCGAGAUUGGACGGUACGAGGAGGAGACCCCGAGCUGGAGUGGAGUCAGAGAGGUUGUCUUGCUGUUGCGUCCAGUGGUACCGUCAAUGUUUAUCGGCCUCCGUCAAUACACACGCCAUUUAACGUCAGGACUCCGCCACCACUAUACAUAACCCAUCCCAUCCCACAUCGACCGCUUACAUCUGUCCGAUUUGCGCCAUUCCAAGAUAUCUUGACCGUUGGUCAUUCGUCUGGCCUUUCAAGUGUUCUUGUUCCUGGCAGUGGAGAGCCCAAUUUCGAUAGCAGAGAAGCCGAUCCAUUCGAAAACAGGAAGGCUAGAAGGGAGAGGGAAGUCAAGACAUUGUUGGACAAGAUUCAACCUGAUCUCAUCACCCUCGACCCGGAGAUGGUCGGCAAUCUCGCCCCUCCUCCAAAGCUGACUACCGUCACCACUUUCGAUGGAAAGCCACCUGUUGACAUCCCAUACGCCCGUUUACCACGGAUGGAAAGACUGAAGGUCUCUGGCAAGCUGGACGAGAAGGAGGACAACAGCGGAGAGGAGGACGAAGGUGCCGAUCCGGAGGCAAAGGCGAAGGCAAAAGAGGAACGGGAGAAACGGAAGAUGAGGGGCAAAGGCAAGAGCCUGAAUAGAUACUUGAGGAAGCAGCGCAAGAACGUCAUCGACCCGAGUGUGAUUGCCAUUCGGAAGAAGAUAGAGAGGCAGAAAGAAGAGGAGAAGAGGGAGGCAGAGGCGUCUUCGGCAGGCGCAGCUGAGCAAAAGAAGAAGCCCUCAGCGCUAGAUCGCUUCAAGCGCGAAAAGUAG